Messenger RNA from Siniperca chuatsi (mandarin fish), 2035 nucleotides. Its product is annotated as triosephosphate isomerase. Gene Ontology annotation, biological process: gluconeogenesis; glycolytic process; glycerol catabolic process. The transcript is spliced from 7 exons. Gene Ontology annotation, cellular component: cytosol. Lineage: Eukaryota; Metazoa; Chordata; Actinopteri; Centrarchiformes; Sinipercidae. The coding region runs from base 151 to 897 and encodes 248 amino acids. Gene Ontology annotation, molecular function: triose-phosphate isomerase activity. The record is from RefSeq and is a predicted model, not a curated record.
AAAGAAGAAGAGGAAUGUUGGCCGGUGUUGCGUUUUGAUAUUUCCGACAGCACCUGACGUACACAGCAGCCGCAGUCACCCUGCAGCUGAACUGAUCCUCCGGACCUCCAUCACCUCUGCUCACCGGGUAUCUGCCACCAUCAGCCGGCCAUGGCGCCCCGGAGGUUCUUCGUGGGAGGAAACUGGAAGAUGAACGGGAACAAGGAGAGUCUGGGAGAGCUGAUGACCACCCUGAACACCGCGAGCCUGCACGACCAGACCGAGGUGGUCUGUGCUGCUCCCUCCAUCUACCUGGACUUUGCUCGGUCCAGUCUGGAUCCCAGGAUCGGUGUCGCAGCCCAGAACUGCUACAAGGUGGCCAAGGGAGCGUUUACAGGGGAGAUCAGUCCGGCCAUGAUAAAGGACUGCGGGGCAGACUGGGUGAUCCUGGGACACUCUGAGCGCCGUCAUGUCUUUGGGGAAGGUGACGAGCUGAUUGGCCAGAAGGUGGCUCACGCUCUGGAGAGUGAUCUGGGUGUGAUCGCCUGCAUCGGCGAGAAGCUGGAGGAGCGGGAGGCAGGCACCACAGAAGAAGUCGUCUAUGCUCAGACGCAGGUCAUUGCAGAGAACGUGAAGGACUGGGGGAAAGUGGUGCUGGCAUAUGAACCUGUGUGGGCCAUCGGCACAGGCAAGACCGCUUCACCUGAACAGGCUCAGGAGGUCCAUGAGAAGCUGAGGGCGUGGCUCAGAGCCAACGUCUCCGAGGACGUGGCCGACUCUGUGCGCAUCAUCUACGGAGGCUCAGUAACCGGAGCUAACUGCAGAGAGCUGGCGUCUCAGGGCGACGUAGACGGCUUCCUGGUGGGCGGAGCCUCUCUGAAACCAGAGUUUGUCGACAUCAUCAACGCAUGCGCAUAAUAGACACAGGCCACGGCUCCAUCGGGACCGGUGAAAAACACCCUGCCCUUUAGAUGUCACCAUGCGUCUGCAAACUGCGCUGACUGAUCCGCAGACAGGCGUGUGUCAAGUUAGAGAAAGUUGUAUUUUGCAAAAUAUGUUCAAUGGGGUAAAAAGAGGGUGGUAGAAUUAUUUUGAAGUAAAUAUCUGUACUCUUCUGUCAUGUCAUUUGUGGGAAUGUAGCUCUUUUAUUUGUCAUAUUACAGUUUAUAGUCAGACUACUAAGAUAUUUUGUUUCAGUGUUGGGUUACAGUAUCAAAUAUGUUUCACUUGAUUGUCUGUGUUGACUGCAAGGAUUUAAGAGGCAUCAAAAAGUCAGUAAACAUCUUGGAAAUGGGAGAUUUUACAAUCAGUCCUCAUGUUUUCAGCUGAUUUAAUGCUUUAUAGCUAUUUUACGGAGGAAAUGAGUUCAGCUUCAGGGGAAAACGGAUAGUGUGUACAGUCUAUUUUUCAGGUGACCUGUUUUACUUUCUCUAUUCGCGAGGUGGAGGUGGUGACAAACAAGACGGUUUAGAAAAGAGAGAGAAGAAAUAUGAAAUACAUAUUUGAUGCAAACAAUUCACUGUUUCUUUCAUCUCCUCCUCACUAAAGAAAACUGUGCUGAUGUCCAAGUGUGUGAAUGAUACGAGACGUUGGUAUCAGUCAAGUUUCAGCAGUUCUCUCUGUUAAUUUAAGAUGAAAUGACAGAUAUUAUUUGCGGCAGAGGAUCAGUCAGCCCAGGUUGUUUUGUGUGUUUGCUAACAGAUUGAUAACAGUCUUGUAAUGUUGUAUUAAUAAUGCACUCUCUCUCACUUAAUGCACUAACUGUUACUUCAGGGCCUUGACAAUAAAAUGUCUGGACAGAACGUACUUAAAAAAAUAAUAUGUGUGUGUGUGUAUAUAUAUACACACACAAAAUCAAUCUGCUGCUGCUCAGCUUUGAGGAGUCAGGGACUUUUGUUGUGAAGUUGUCACCAAUAGGAACUAAAGCUUUAUGUAGUUAACACUGCACUUUGCUGCUGUAGGUUUCACACUGGGCGGUGUGUGUUCAUCACAUUAGUAAGGAGGAUGUGACAAAUGUAGGAAAUGAAUGAAUAAAUAAAUAAAAUGUGGAAAGAGG